UUCAACACCCGUUUUCUCCAUUUCCGAUUAAACUUAAUCGGCCGAUUAUUCCAUUGGAAUUGCCAGUCGCAUUAAUCGUUUAGCAAAAUGGACCAAUCACGACUGAUUAAGUUAAUCGGAGAUGAUGAAAACGGGUGUGAGUGUAGUUUGACGAAUCAUGUUGGCCGAUUAACGGAUUUAAAAGGUCUAUUGACUUACACAGAUUUAUCUAUAUAUACAAUUUAUUUAUAAACAGCUUACUCCAAGUUGAGCAAAGUACAAAAUGUUGCUUUCAAGAUUAUAUCGUGUUGUUAACUACAGCAAAAUUAUAUAUCGAAGAACUAUUUUAUAUAAAAGUUUUCGUCCGUUAUAUCAGCACAAAAAUAAUAUACAAUUUGGCAGAGAUCUGUCAAUAACAUUUCCUUUAUUUACUGUAAUGGGAGUGUGGGGUUUUAUAACACCUAAAAGUGAGGACAAAACAAAUGGUGCAAAAGAAGUUCUUCUUGCCAGAGCUGAUGCACUAUUUGAUCAAGGAGAUUACAUCACUGUGUACAAUCUUUUAUAUAACCAUAAAGACAGCGAAGAUGUUGAAAUCUUGUGGCGUUUGUGCAGGGCCAUUUAUAAAAUGUCUGAAACAGCUUCUGACGUUGAAGCAAAAAAGAUGAUUUAUGAAGGAUAUGAUUUGAUAUGUAAAGCCCUUGACAUAAAAGAAGACCACUAUGCCGUCCAAAAAUGGAUGUCUUUAUUUCUUAACAGUAAAGGCACUCUUGAAGGCGUAAAAGCUCAUACAAAAGAAUUGUACAAUAUUAAAAAACAUUUGAUGAGAUCAACAGAAUUAAACCCGAAUGACGCAACAACACUUUACAUGCUCGGAUGCUGGUGUUAUGAGAUUACGAAUCUACCAUGGUAUCAGCGAAAAAUAGCUUCUGUUAUAUUUCAAGAACCGCCAACUUCGACGUUUGAAGAAGCAUUAACUUACUAUAAAAAUGCUGAGAAAGUUGAUCCGAAUUUUUACAGUCGCAACCUAUUAAUGUUAGGAAAAACAUAUCUGAAAUUAAAUCGUAAAGCGGAAGCUAUAGAAUACUUAAAAAAAGCUGCUGAGUUUCCUGCAAAAAAUGACGAUGAUCAGCAAGCAAAGCAAGAAGCGCAGAAAAUAUUGAACAGUAUUUAAAAACUAAAAAGUAUGAAAGAUAUAUAUUGUGCACGAAAAAAUACGAAAAUUUAUAAACGUGAUUUUGAAGUUUGAACUAUGGAACACUCAAGGUGGCAAACAUCACGGGGCAAUAAAAAAACAAACACUUUUUCUCGUAUAAUCUACUGUACUGCAUGAUUAAGACUGGUAUUCAAAUCUUAUGUUUAAAUCAUUUUAAAUUGAUCUUCCGAUGUUCUGCAACCAAUAAAACAACUCCAUCUCUGAAGAUAAACUUAAAACGAUUUUAAAUAAAAAACUGGAUUAUGAAUAUUGGUCUAAGCAAGGUUUUGCUAUGUAUUUAACAUUUUAUUGAACAUUGUAUGUGUUUCAUACAUAGAUUAGAUGUGUUUAGAAUCCACAUCUACUUGUAUAUAUAUAUAU
Messenger RNA from Pseudomyrmex gracilis, 1552 nucleotides. Its product is annotated as regulator of microtubule dynamics protein 1-like. The transcript has 4 exons. Gene Ontology annotation, molecular function: microtubule binding. The record is from RefSeq and is a predicted model, not a curated record. Bases 263 to 1150 code for a protein of 295 amino acids. Lineage: Eukaryota; Metazoa; Arthropoda; Insecta; Hymenoptera; Formicidae. Gene Ontology annotation, cellular component: cytoplasm; mitotic spindle pole; spindle microtubule.